Messenger RNA from Aspergillus saccharolyticus JOP 1030-1, 438 nucleotides. RefSeq lists its product as uncharacterized. The transcript has 3 exons. The record is from RefSeq and is a predicted model, not a curated record. NCBI's taxonomy places the organism in Eukaryota, Fungi, Ascomycota, Eurotiomycetes, Eurotiales, Aspergillaceae. The coding region runs from base 1 to 438 and encodes 145 amino acids.
AUGUCUAGCCGAGCACCCGCAGAGGACCUCGCGUCUUCCAUUGGAGCAUAUUAUCUCAGUCAGCAGUUGAGUUCGAUCAUGGGCGGAGCUAUUGAACCCUUGAUUGUGAGGACCGGAUUCAUGCACGACAUUGGCGGGCGGCUGGACAAGCCAAUCGAGAUUGAGGUUAUUGUGUGGAGAAGAAUUCAGCUCACUCGUAAUGUGCUUCGUGAUGCCAAGUAUGGCAAUACUCUACCGGAAGAUAUCCAGAACGUAGUUCGCUCCUCUCUGCGCUGCGGUUUUCAAUUCGUUCCAGUACUUUCAGCGAUUGCUGUUGUGUUUAAUGUGCCUAUCCUGGUGUUCAUGCGCGAAGGACCAGUUGAGUGGCCAAGAUCUUGCUGGAGAUGGCGUUUCGCAAGACGCUGUUGCCAGACAUUUGUAGUUGACGUCAAGGAUUGA